AUGCUCCUCCUCGUGCUGCGUCGUCCGUCCGUGCAACGCCAUUCGGCACUUCAAGACCGUCUCGUCCACCGAAUUGAGCCUCUCCGCUGGUUCAGCUCCAAUGUUCUGCCGAAGAAUGGAGAAAAGAGCAGUGAGAAAGCAGAAGAGACCAACACCAAGUUGUGGGACAAAGUACUGGCGAAUCAACCGGAUCAGGCAGAGACGCAGAGAGGUGAUCUACUUUAUGAAUACGUGCGGAAGCGCUAUUUCGGCCUCAUGUCGGCCGGAUCUCUUGCUCAUAUUGCCUUCUGGUCGUGGCUUAAGGGUUACGAACAGAGUCUUGUGGAGAUGCACCCGGUGCUGGGCGAGCCGACGCUCUUUUCGUUCAUUUCGGAUGAUUUCGGCUCCUCUGUUGGCUUUGGCACGAGUAUUCUGCUGGCUGGACUCAUUGGUUUUCAAGCAAGACGAACGGUCGCCCGCAUUUCCGUUGUUGCUGGUGGGGACAAGUUGCGCUUCACGACCCACAAAUUCUUUGGAAAUUUAGGAAUGCCCAUUGACGUUCCGGUCUCGUAUGUGUCUGCACACCCCAACACCAAAAACAACAUCAUUCUCAAGCUAGCCAACACGCGCGGUUUUUUUCUGGUGGACACGAAAGGCAGAUUUUUCAACCGCGAUAAGCUCGAGCGGAUGAUUACGUUUCGCACCAGUUUUGGAGAGCACGAAAAGAUGAUGGAAGAGAAGAUGACAGUAGAAGUACGGACGGACUUACCGCGUGUCGAUCUGAAGACUGAAGCAGCGCAGAACGCGGCCAAGCGAAAAGUCCCGACAGGACCGCACUCACCGGCCCGCCAUGGGAAUUUACUUGCCAGGAAGCACACAAAAGUGAAGAAGCGUGGCAAGAAGAAGUAG
Messenger RNA from Peronospora matthiolae, 888 nucleotides. NCBI's taxonomy places the organism in Eukaryota, Oomycota, Peronosporomycetes, Peronosporales, Peronosporaceae. The record is from the annotation of a GenBank genome assembly.